CCUGAACGACAUCUUCACAAACAAUGUCAUCGUGCGGCUGUCGCAGAUCAGCGAGGAUGUCAUCAGGCUCUUCAAGAAGAGUAAGGAAAUUGGCUUACAGAUGCAUGAAGAACUCCUGAAAGUCACCAAUGAGCUGUACACGGUGAUGAAGACCUACCACAUGUAUCAUGCAGAAAGCAUCAGUGCUGAGAGCAAGCUGAAGGAGGCAGAGAAGCAGGAGGAAAAGCAGUUCAACAAGUCAGGGGAUGUCAGCGUGAACCUUCUGCGGCACGAGGAGAGGCCACAGCGGCGGAGCUCCGUCAAGAAGAUUGAGAAGAUGAAGGAGAAGAGACAAGCCAAAUACUCUGAAAACAAGCUGAAGUGUACUAAAGCCAGGAAUGACUACCUGCUGAACCUGGCAGCCACCAACGCAGCUGUCAGUAAAUACUAUAUCCACGAUGUCUCUGACCUCAUUGAUUGCUGUGACCUGGGGUUCCAUGCCAGCCUUGCACGGACCUUCCGGACGUACCUGUCUGCUGAAUACAACCUGGAGACCUCCCGCCACGAGGGCCUGGACAUCAUUGAGAAUGCAGUGGACAACCUGGAUGCGCGGAGCGACAAGCACACCAUCAUGGACAUGUGCAAUCAGGUCUUCUGCCCUCCACUGAAGUUCGAGUUCCAGCCCCACAUGGGGGAUGAGGUGUGCCAAGUCAGUGCCCAGCAGCCUGUGCAGACUGAGCUGCUGAUGCGGUACCACCAGCUGCAGUCCCGCCUGGCCACUCUUAAGAUAGAGAAUGAAGAGGUACGAAAAACUCUGGAUGCCACAAUGCAGACUUUGCAGGACAUGCUGACAGUGGAAGAUUUUGAUGUUUCAGAUGCCUUCCAGCACAGUCGCUCCACUGAGUCGGUCAAAUCAGCUGCUUCAGAGACCUACAUGAGCAAAAUAAACAUCGCCAAGAGGAGAGCCAACCAACAGGAGACUGAGAUGUUCUAUUUUACAAAAUUUAAAGAGUAUUUGAAUGGCAGUAACCUUAUCACAAAGCUCCAGGCUAAGCACGACUUGCUGAAGCAGACUCUUGGGGAAGGUGAAAGAGCUGAAUGUGGAACAACCAGGCCCCCAUGUCUUCCCCCUAAGCCACAGAAAAUGAGGAGACCUAGGCCUCUCUCAGUCUAUAAUCAUAAACUCUUUAACGGCAAUAUGGAAACGUUCAUUAAGGAUUCUGGACAGGCCAUUCCACUUGUAGUAGAAAGCUGCAUUCGUUACAUCAAUUUGUAUGGCCUUCAGCAGCAGGGCAUUUUUCGAGUUCCUGGCUCACAGGUAGAAGUCAACGACAUCAAGAAUUCCUUUGAACGAGGUGAAGAUCCCCUUGCUGAUGAUCAGAAUGAACGUGACAUCAACUCAGUGGCUGGAGUCUUGAAGCUGUAUUUUCGAGGACUGGAAAACCCCCUCUUUCCUAAGGAAAGGUUUCAAGAUUUGGUAUCUACUAUAACAUAUGCUGUCAGAAGGGCUGUAGGUCUGCAAUGGAACUUGUGAGGAAAAGACAUUGAGGAUGCGCGCUGUCAGUGCUGGAGGUAAGGCAGAGGUGUAACAUCUUGCUGUGGUUCUUCUAAAAUCCAAAGAAUCAACUUCAGGCUUAGGCUAGUGGGCUGUAUACACGUUGCUUGUUGCAUGAGAUCUCUUUGGUCACUUGAACACAGCAGGCAAUGUCUUCCUGCACACUCUGUCUACACAGAUCAUAGCUGUUCUUGAGCUGUUGCAUGCCGUGCAGCUAGGACUGAGAGUUUGCAGCAUUGUGUGCUAAGCAAAGCAGAGGUCAGUACUUCAUAGCUAUUCAGGAGACUUCUCUGAUCCAUGAAGUCAGCAAAGUGGUUGCAACCUCACAGAGUCAGGGGUUCUCAAAGUAUUUGCUGCUUGUUUGUAUGCCCCAAAGAAAAACAGGCUUCACUGGGAUGUGAGCAGAGGUGGAAGCUGAGCUUCGUUAUGAAAUGAUAUGAACCAACUGUUGGGGUUGGUUUCAGGGGAGAAGCCUGGUCACCCCUAUGUUCUGUCCUGACUUCUCUCAACCCAACUUGUUCCUGUGCAACUGAAGAAACGGAUCUCCCAGCUGAGCCUUAUUUCUCACAGUACCUUGUAGUGAUUUUGUUUAGCAUUUGUUUAUUGGCAAGUCAUGGAAAUCGCUCCCGUUGGGGAAAAGAAGGCAGAAUAAAUUCAGUGCCUUGGAGACAGUAGAAGAAUGUUGUGCACUGUGGCUACAGGACAGCGUUGUUUGAUGGGAGCAGUGUUGGGCUGUAUGGUUUGCCUGUUGGCCUGCAGGUGCUCUGGGGCUGAUGAGUGAAGGGCUGAAGGGCUGUGCCCUUGCUCAGCUGUCACUGCUCAGGGCUCCUUCCUGCCUGGCAGUGUAGAUGUGCAUAGCUGCUGGAGAUGUAGCAAUGUCAAGACAGACAGAUGAUACCUGGAGGGGAAGGGCUCAGGGAUGGGUUUGUUCCAGAAGAGGAAUGUAUUCUUAUUUCUCAGGAGCAGUUGUUUUGUAGAGUAGCUGUUUGAAAUUUGCUGUUGCCUUUCCCUUUUGAUGUGUAAAACAGUGCAACACACCUGUAACUCUGCAAGCAAAGGAAGCUAUUUCUGCCCCAGGCAGGGAGCUCGUCUGGCCAUGAGCAGAUGCAGCCACCCCUGGGCUCUGCAGCAGCAGAGCUGUGGGAAGUGUGCCUGGUGCUGUGCAGCCAACCCUAGUUAAUGCUGGUUUGCACCAUUUGGUAAGCUUUUGGGAGCUUCUUGUUGCAAACAGAAUGGGUUAACUUCCUGGGUUCUGCCCCUGGGAGCUGCGUGGUUCCCUGCCGGCGCGAUGGGGUGAUGAUAAAGGAAGGGCUGCUUUCUCCUUUUGCUUUGUGGGGAACUAAGAGUUUAUGUGGAGACGUCCCUUAAACAUGCGUGGGAAGCAGACGGGUAGGAAAGGCUCUUUGCUAGCAGAGGUUCAUUCUGGGGUAUGCGUGUGUUAGAGAGCGAUUGGUUACUCCAUUAAUCCUCUGAAUUGCAGCCAGUUUGAAACGUUUUGGUACGUAGAAAGGCAGGAACUUCAAGGCAGCUUGUUCCUCUGGGUUUCAGAACAGAUGCCUGUUGUUGUAUUGCUUUAUCCCGUGUUUGUUUGAUGUUUUUAUUUUUAAUGUAUUCUUAAAUAAACACAAAGGGAAGAAAUGAAGAACCGGUAAGCUGUAGUGUGAUGAAUUCAUUCCUCAGAAGGAAAAAAGUUCUGAAACAAAAUAUUAUAAAGAUUUCUGGUUUGGGAUUGAAGCCAAAAUUGGUUCUGAAUUUUUGAACGAAUGGCAGCCUGGCAGUGGGCCAGGGAAGUUCAUUGUGAUUAGCAAAUGUCAGAGUUUGAGCCGGCACGGGGAAGGAGCCCUCCACUGAUGUGGUUUGUUCCAUGCCUCGAGGGCUGCCUGACCCCAGGCUUUGGUGCUCUUUGCCAAAGGGCAGAAGCGAAUCUUCAAGUGCCAACUCAGAUUAAAUUCUCUUUAAAACCAGUGGGAAACUUAAGCAGAAGGGCUGAGGAAGACCUGAUAUUUAUACCCAUGAAAGAGCAAAGCUAAUAAAAGCCUUAUCUUAAAAUCUGCGCUAGAACGCCAAACGGUGUGCUGCUUUCCAGUGCCAGAUUGGCUGAAGCUUUUGAGAAACAGAGGAACUGCUGAAUAAGUAACUAAAUAAUGCAUUAACAGGCAUUUUAAAAAUGGAACCAUGGAAAUGCCUUUGUUUGCUUUUACACUAAAUCUUGGCUGUACGUAGGAAUUGACCUGUGCAAGAGCACUGUGCUGAUUCUGUGCCGACUCCAUAGUGUAAACCAGUGGAUUGAAUCAGGAUUUGUGCUGUUGUUUUCCUUGUGUAGUUGGCUACUAAAUCUGGAGCAAGUCCCUUUAGUGCCAUGCACUCUAGUCCUGAGGAGUUUUAAAGA
Messenger RNA from Lagopus leucura (white-tailed ptarmigan), 3923 nucleotides. It is a transcript of the gene SRGAP3, whose product is annotated as SLIT-ROBO Rho GTPase activating protein 3. Gene Ontology annotation, biological process: signal transduction; negative regulation of cell migration. The transcript is spliced from 14 exons. NCBI's taxonomy places the organism in Eukaryota, Metazoa, Chordata, Aves, Galliformes, Phasianidae. The record is from RefSeq and is a predicted model, not a curated record. Gene Ontology annotation, molecular function: protein binding. Gene Ontology annotation, cellular component: cytoplasm. The coding region runs from base 101 to 1513 and encodes 470 amino acids.